This is a messenger RNA of Daucus carota subsp. sativus, 1368 nucleotides long. Its product is annotated as non-structural maintenance of chromosomes element 4 homolog A. The coding region runs from base 69 to 1202 and encodes 377 amino acids. The record is from RefSeq and is a predicted model, not a curated record. Gene Ontology annotation, biological process: DNA repair. NCBI's taxonomy places the organism in Eukaryota, Viridiplantae, Streptophyta, Magnoliopsida, Apiales, Apiaceae. The transcript has 7 exons. Gene Ontology annotation, cellular component: nucleus; Smc5-Smc6 complex.
UUCUCAACUUAGCUUCUCUCUACGUACACUCUCUCUCUCUCCCUCUUACUUCAAACAAAGCAGCAGCAAUGGCACCAAAGAACACAACCACCAAACGUAAACACUUGAAUGACGAUGACGAAACCCAAAAAUGUGCAGCGGAUCGGAGGCUUCUCCGUUGUGAUUAUUUCAAGAUUUCCUCUCUCAUUAAUGAAAACAGGGAUGAUAUAGCAGCUGGACUUGAUUCUCAGAAAUUUGAUUCCAUCAUCAAAGAAGUAGAGGACUUGCAUCUUCAUGUGAAGAAGCCAAGAGAGCAAGUUGCAGAUGCAGAAACCCUUUUGAAUCUUACCAGCACCUUGAUGACAGCAGUUAAACAGCAUACAACAGGCGGUGUUACUCAUUCUGAAUUCAUCGCUUGUCUUAUGAGAAACUUUGCUAAACAUCAAAAAGGUGAAACUUCUGAUAGUUCCAAGAAUCUGCUUUCCUGGAGAGAGAUCGGGCUUUUUGUUUCACCUCUUUUCCAGAAUGUGAGAGGGUGUAGCACAAUGCUUGGACCCAUGGACAAUCAUAUGAAGCCACGGAAGGUUACUGCUCGUAGAAACUAUGCAAGGCCAACAAUCAAGAGGGCUCGACCAGAAGAGAUUAAACAUGCCACUACUGAAGAGAAAACUGAGACCGAUCAGAAUAUGUUGACGAUGUUUGAGAUCUUGAGCAAGAAGAGAAGUGUCAAGCUUGAACAUCUACUGUUGAACAGAAAGUCAUUUGCACAAACAGUGGAAAACUUAUUUGCUCUGUCUUUCUUAGUGAGAGAUGGGCGAGUUGCCAUUGUGAUUGAUGAGUCGGGUUCCCACAUCGUCUCACCAAGGAAUCAGCCUCCAGCUAGUUCUGUUAGUUCAGGAGAAGUCAAGUACAGUGCUUUUAUUUUUAGAUUCGACUUCAAAGAUUGGAAGUUGAUGAAGGAUCAAGUGGAAGAGGGAGAGGAGCUGAUGCCUAACAGGGUGGACAAACUAGUAUCGUGUUUAAAAGCUGAAACGGCUACAAAAUGUUCUAAACCAGAACCUGAUACAUUGUAUCGUAAAGAAGGAACGGAUACAAUCUGUUCUGAAGCUGCACCAGUACAGGAAAUACCAAUGAUCACACCUCUAAAGAUGUAUUCAAGAAAACAUGGCAUGGUCGCUGUCACGAGACCGAGCUGUAAGCGCAAACUUGAGGUUUACCAGUAGUAGAAUUGAUGGACUACUCGACUAUGUUCGAAAACAAGGACAGGUUUCUCUUGUUUGGGAUUCUAGAUAUAACUUACUUUUGCAAAUGUGCAACUUAAAUUUUGGACGCAGUAAUUUAAUAGACUGGUAUUUUACUUUUGUAAUUACAAAUCUGAAAAUUCUGAAU